Molecule: messenger RNA, 438 nt
Organism: Cercopithifilaria johnstoni
Lineage: Eukaryota; Metazoa; Nematoda; Chromadorea; Rhabditida; Onchocercidae
Source: the annotation of a GenBank genome assembly
AUGUUUUUGCAGCCAAAUAUACCAAUGAUAUAUGCAAGCGGUAAAACAGAAAAGAAUUAUCCAUUUAUUGUAAUGCAAAUAUUAGGAAAAAAUUUGACAACAUUACGGAAAGAACGAACGGAAUCAAAGUUCACUUCAUCAACAGCAUUCCGGAUCGGUGAACAAAUUGCGCAUGCAUUGCAAUACUUGCAUGAAGCAGGUUAUAUACAUCGUGAUGUUAAACCAACAAAUUGUUGUAUUGGUGUACCACCUGAAACAGCUGUUAUUUAUCUUGUUGAUUUUGGUAUGUGUCGAAAGGUGAUCGAUUCAGCUGGUAAAUGGCAUAUGCCACCGUUAAAAUCAAUAUUUAAAGGAACUUUACGAUAUGCUUCAGUGAAUGCAAUUAUCACACAUCAAUGUGGACCAUCUGAUGAUAUGAUGGGAUGGAUUUAUUCGAUU